AUGGCGGAAGAGAAGCAAUACCGCGAAGAAGUCACCACCACCAACGAGAGCCUCACUCAUCAGCAUACCGCCAGCAGUCACGGCCUUCACCAUGAUCACGUCGCUCAAGAAGCCCUUGGUGGCCAUACUGCCGAUCUGGGCAAGUCAUACUUCACAAGCGUCAACUUCAUCGGCACUGUCGUGGCUACAUGUCUAGCGCAAAUCUCUGGUUACCUGGGAUGGGUACUUCCAGCAAACACACUGAGUCUCAUCAACGCGGCGAUCGGACCGUCACCGGACAUCAUCUGGGUCGGUAUUUCCUGGACAGCUGGAUUCGCCAUCGGUUUCACACUGGUCGGUCGCCUGUCGGAUAUCUUCGGUCGUAGAUGGUUCUUCAUCUGCUCGUCAAUACUCGGUCUCAUUGGAAACAUCAUUGGUGCAAGUGCACAAAGCAUCAAUAUGCUGAUUGCUACCAACUCCAUUAACGGUCUUGCCGCAGCCGGCCAACUGUCGUUCCACAUCAUUCUUGGCGAACUCGUUCCAAACUCACUGAGAGGUCCGGUGAACGCUUUCGUGCUAUCGACAUCAGUGCCGUUCGCCGUAUUUGGUCCGCCAGUAGCACGGUCACUCUAUCAGACUACCGAGCUGCAAUGGAGAUGGUGUUACAUCCUCGGAUGCAUUGUCAACGUAUUGGCAAUCGUUCUAUACUUCUUCUUUUACUUCCCACCAACAUACGAAAUGCUUCACGUUGGCGGCAAAUCGAAACUCAAACAACUCAAAACCCUUGACUGGAUGGGUAUCUUCUUGUUCUCAACUGGUCUCGUCGUCUUCCUCAUCGGCAUGAACUGGGGCGGCUCCGCAUACCCAUGGAAGAGCGGCCACGUACUGGGAGCACUAUUUGCUGGCUUUGCCACUCUAGUCGCUUUCUGUUUCUGGGAGGCUUACGCCCCAGGACUGGAAUAUCCUCUCAUUCCCCUGCGGCUUUUCAGGAACAUCGAGUACGACGCCAAUGUUGCUUGUGCUAGUCUGGCAGCCAUCGUCUACUACGCAAACUCCAUCAUCUGGCCUACGAUGGUCUCCUCGCUCUUUACCACAGACAUUACCAAGAUUGGAUGGCUCUCGAUCCUCGGAGGCGCGGGUGUCCGCUACCUCCCACGCAUGAAGAUCCAAAUGACCGUCGCAGCAGUCAUAACCACCGCAUUCGUCGCCGCGGUCGCCGCCUCGGACGAAACAACAGAACAACGCACAACCGCCUUACUCCUAAUCGGCACCAUCGCCGCAGGCUACAUCGAGAACCUCACUCUAUCCAGCACAGCCUACCUCUGGGACCCCGCUGACAUCGGUCUGGUCACUGGUGUCAUGGGCGCUAUCCGAACAGGUCUCUCUGCCAUUGCCACGAGCAUGUACUCCUCCAUUCUCGCGACCGAGUCUGCAAAGUACAUACCACAAAAGGUCAUGCCUGCUGCGCUCGCGGCUGGUCUUCCCGAAACGUCUCUUCCGGCGCUGUUCACUAGUAUCACAGCCGGUGACUUCAGUGCUGUACCUGGUAUCUCGCCUGAGAUUAUCGCAGCUACGGGACAAGCUGUGAAGAGUGCGUAUGCACUUUCGUUCCGCACGGUGUAUCUCUGCACACUUCCGUUUGGCGUGCUGCUUAUCAUUGCGGCGGUGCUGUCGCCGAAUGUCGAGCAGUAUCUUACGGAUGAGGUGGCGAGGAAGAUGCAUGGUAGGGGUGAUGAGAAGGGUGAUCAGGCUGUUAUGAAGGAGGUCGUUGAUGCCUGA
Molecule: messenger RNA, 1758 nt
Organism: Alternaria metachromatica
Lineage: Eukaryota; Fungi; Ascomycota; Dothideomycetes; Pleosporales; Pleosporaceae
Exons: 5
Coding region: 1-1758 (585 amino acids)
Biological process (GO): transmembrane transport
Cellular component (GO): membrane
Molecular function (GO): transmembrane transporter activity
Source: RefSeq, a predicted model, not a curated record